This is a messenger RNA of Kockovaella imperatae, 324 nucleotides long. Its product is annotated as DNL zinc finger-domain-containing protein. Gene Ontology annotation, molecular function: protein-folding chaperone binding; zinc ion binding. NCBI's taxonomy places the organism in Eukaryota, Fungi, Basidiomycota, Tremellomycetes, Tremellales, Cuniculitremaceae. Gene Ontology annotation, cellular component: mitochondrion. The transcript is spliced from 2 exons. Gene Ontology annotation, biological process: protein import into mitochondrial matrix; protein folding; protein stabilization. The coding region runs from base 1 to 324 and encodes 107 amino acids. The record is from RefSeq and is a predicted model, not a curated record.
AUGACAUUUACAUGUACACAUGAUGACUGCGGACAUCGGUCUACGCACGAAUUCGCAAGGAGAAGCUAUGAGCGGGGCUUGGUCCUGGUGCAAUGUCCAGAAUGUAAAGCGAGGCAUCUGAUAGCGGAUCAUAUUGGCUGGUUCAAGGUGAGUCAAAGUCCACACCGGUGUUUCAGAUGGAAGAUGACUAAUCACUAUGUGCUGCAGGAGAGCACGGAAGAAGGCAAGCUCAAAACUGUGGAAGAUCUCUUGCGGGCCAAAGGCGAGAAGAUCAAGAAGGGGAAAGUCAACUUUGAUGGAGACAUCGAAUACUUUGAGGGGUAG